Messenger RNA from Serinus canaria (Common canary), 9859 nucleotides. RefSeq names its product family with sequence similarity 193 member A (gene FAM193A). NCBI's taxonomy places the organism in Eukaryota, Metazoa, Chordata, Aves, Passeriformes, Fringillidae. The coding region runs from base 237 to 4835 and encodes 1532 amino acids. The record is from RefSeq and is a predicted model, not a curated record. The transcript has 27 exons.
AGGGGGAUCACUUUCCCCUUGUGUCCGCCAUAUUGGACGGUAACUCUGCCCAGCGGCGCCGGGGCCGAGCGAGUCCCCGUGGCCGUGACAGCCCCGCUUCGCCCGCGCCGCCCGGGGAGCUCCGGCCCCGCCCGGCCUCGCCAGCCCCGGGCGCUUGGCGCGACCCCGCGCCCCUUCCCCCACCUCCUCCUCCUCCUCCCCGGCGCUCCCUCCUCCCGUGCCCGGGUGUCAGCACCAUGAGUCCGGCCGACGCCAAGCGCGGAGCGAAGCGCCGGAAGAACAAGCGGGGCGGCGGCCUCGGCAGCACCGGCGGGCCGGGACCCAGCGGCGGCACCGGCGGGCUGGGCAAGGCCGGGGUUGCGGCGGCAGCGGCCCCCGCCCCGCCGGGCGCGGUGGGCGCCCUGCUGACAGCUCCGGGCGGCGGCAGCGGAGCCCCAGGCGGCGCCGGGGCCGCGGCGGGACACGGCGAGGUUUCACUAAAUGGUACACAGUUUACAGACAGUUCUGUUGGAUCAGAAUUCACGGGUGUUUCACAGACACCAUUUACCUUUGGCUUGGGCCAAAGGGCACCAUAUACAACUGGCGAGCAUUGUCUUCUUUGUAGAAGUGAACGAAAAGAUACUUCGCUUUCAGAGAGCGGAAUCAAGAAUUCCAGCAAAACAGCACUUUCCACAUCUCCAAAAGCAAACAACAUGCUGCACCUCCCACUGUGGGUGUGUCCAGACUGUCGAAGAACAGUCGAAAAGGAGGAGAGGCAUGCUACAAUAGAGCAGUCUCUCGUGAGCCAAGAUUUCCUUUUGCACAUGCCUCUUGGAAACAGUGGAUCACAGCAGGAAUCUGUAGGAGGAGGAAGAAUAACUGUUGGUGCACAGACAGUGCCUGCUGCAGAUCUUAGCAAUUCCUCUCCUUCAGACAUAGCGUGCAACUGUGAGGCCUGUAAUGAACGCAGAGAAAAUUCAGCAGAGCCUGAACGUGAACCUCAGCAGCUACAGAAUUACUGGUCUGAAGUCAGGUACAUGGUCCGGUGUAUUUAUCGUCAAGCUGGGACCCCUCUGGCAGAUGACCAAGACCAAUCGUUGGUACCAGAUAAAGAAGGCAUGAAAGAGCUGGUGGAUAGGCUUUGUGAAAGAGAUCCAUACCAGCUUUACCAACGGUUGGAGCAGCAAGCGAGGGAAUACGUGCUGGAGAUGAAGGUUCGCCUGCUCAGACACCUGUCCCUGGGAUCCAAGGUUGCAUCGACGUUAGCGACAGAAGGGCCACCCCAGGCCCAGCAGUUCAUCUCACUCCUGCUUGAAGAGUACAGUGCACUCUGUCAGGCAGCCUGUACAAUCAGCGCCUUCCUAGUUACUCUGGAAAAUGAACAUUUGAAGAAAUUUCAGGUGACGUGGGAAUUGCACAACAAGCAUCUGUUUGAAAAUUUGGUGUUUUCUGAGCCACUUCUGCAGAAUAGCUUGCCAACGCUGGUGUCACAGCUAAGGCUUGGAACAACCCACGAUUCCUGUAGUGAAGAUAUGUACAGUACCUUGCUACAAAGGUAUCAUCAGCUGGAACAGGAAAUGGGCCAAGUUGCUGAAGCAUGGCUUGAAUGCCAGAAAAGAAUAGAUGAUUAUGUUGAUGAACAGAUGGCAAUGAAAACAAAACAACGCAUGCUAAAGGAAGACUGGGAAUUUUUUAAACAGAGGCGUUUUAUUGAAGAGCAGCUUAAUAACAAGAAAGCACUAUCUGGGGAGAACAACUUCACAGACACAAUGAGACACAUGCUGUCAUCACGUUUGAGCAUGCCUGACUGUCCCAACUGUAAUUAUAGAAGAAGAUGUACUUGUGAUGACUGCAGCCUUUCACACAUUUUAACGUGUGGCAUCAUGGAUUCUCCCAUAACGGAUGAUAUCCACAUUAACCAGUUACCACUACAAAUUGAUUCUGCUCCGGAUUAUUUAUCUGAGAUCCGCCCACCCAGUAUGUCUUCAGCAAGUUCAGGAUCUGGUUCCAGCUCACCUAUCACAAUUCAGCAACAUCCCAGACUCAUCCUCGCAGAUAAUGGCUCUGCACCAACUUUUGGUAGUGAUGAUGAUGAUGUUGCACCAUUAUCAGCAAAAUUUGCUGAUAUCUACCCACUGAACAAUUACGACGAUGCAGAGGUUGUAGCCAACAUGAACGGAAUCCACAGCGAGCUAAACGGCGGCGGCGAAAACAUGGCCCUGAAAGAUGAGUCUCCUCAGGUGAGCAGUACUAGCAGCAGUUCCUCAGAAGCAGAUGAUGAAGAAGCAGAUGGGGAGAGCAGUGGUGAACCACCAGGGACUCAAAAGGAGGAAAUGAAUCUAGGGAAAAGGGCAUUAAGGAAAGAUGAAACAAAAAUGGAUAGUCCACCACCUUCUUACCCCAGUCAGCAGGCUGACCAAGGUCCAAAUGCUUGUGAAUGUCACGUUUGCAAACAAGAAGCCUCAGGACUAACAGUCUCUGCACUUGCAACUGGACGCCUGCCUGCUGGGCACCAGUUUAUGAAUCCUGAAAAACCUGCACAUCCUGCACUUCAUCUUUAUCCUCACAUCCAUGGACAUAUACCAUUGCAUACAAUUCCUCAUCUGCCUCGUCCGCUUAUCCAUCCCACCUUGUACACUGCUUCUCCCUUCACACACAAUAAGGCAUUACCACCAGCUCCAGUUCAGAAUCAUACAAACAAGCAUCAAGUAUUCAAUGCAUCUCUCCAAGAUCAUAUUUAUCCAAGCUGUUUUGGGAGCACUCCAGAUUGGAAUAGCUCUAAAUUUAUAAGUCUUUGGGGUUCAGAGGUGAUGAAUGACAAGAACUGGAAUCCUGCUACAUUUUUGCCUGACACAAUUCCUGGGAGUGAUAUAUUAGCACCAGCACUCUCAGAAAUAAGACCCGAAGCACUUCCUACUACAUCUAGCAAUGAGACAACAGCAGUUACUGACAGCAAAGAGAAAAAAAAUGCUGCAAAGAAGAAAUGUCUGUACAAUUUCCAGGAUGCCUUUAUGGAAGCUAACAAAGUUGUCAUGGCAACCUCUUCUGCCACUUCUUCUGUCUCCUGCACAGCAACUACAGUGCAGUCAAGCAGCAACCAGUUCAAAGUAUCAUCCAAGAGACCUUCAUCAAUAGGUGAAGUGUUCCACAAUAUUAAUAAAGAGGACCAUAGGCAUUCUGCACCAGUUGCACCACGAAAUAGUCCUACCAGUUUAGCAUCCCUUCCUUUACUGUCUCCUGCUGCACUGUCUCCAGCCUCCACACCACAUCUUCCAAACCUUGCUGCUCCUUCUUUCCCCAAAACUGCUGCAACAGCCCCUGGAUUUGUGGAUCCUCAUUCAGGUCUUUGUCCUACUACAGUUGCACCUCCUACUUCAACGACAGACAGCUCUGUAAGUGCCCCACCAAGUGUCUGCAGUGAUCCUGACUGUGAGGGCCAUCGCUGUGAGAACAGUAACACGUACGAUCAUCAGCAGUAUGAUGGAGAGGAGAGCCAGGAUGAAGAUAGCUGCUCAGAGCAUAGCUCCAGUACCUCAACUUCCACAAAUCAGAAGGAAGGAAAAUACUGUGACUGCUGUUACUGUGAGUUCUUCGGCCAUGGAGGACCUCCAGCUGCACCAACCAGUAGAAAUUAUGCAGAGAUGCGAGAAAAGCUUCGUUUGCGUUUAACUAAAAGGAAAGAGGAGCAGCCGAAGAAACCGGAUCAGAUCUCUGAAAGGGAAAGUGUUGUUGACCAUCGAAAGGUGGAAGACUUGCUGCAGUUUAUAAACAGCUCUGAAACCAAACCUGUAAGCAGUUCUCGUGCAGCCAAGCGAGCCAGGCAUAAGCAAAGAAAGCUUGAAGAAAAAGCUCGACUUGAAGCUGAAGCCAGAGAGAGGGAGCAUCACCAGCUGCUUGAGGAGCAGAGGCGGCGUGAGGAAGAGGAAGAAGAGAGACUGAAACAGGAAUUACAGCGGCUCCAAGAGCUUCAGCAGUUGCGGGCUGUAAAGAAAAAGAAGAAAGAGAGAACAAGUAAGGACUGUGCAAAGGCAGAGCUGCUCACUAGGAACUACCAGGCAGUGAAGGAACCUGUCCCAAACAGCCCUGAAGACAUUCAGAAUGGUACCCUUGAGCAAUCAGAAAAGAUAGAAACCUCAGCUGGUUCACUGUCACGACAUGUGAAUCACACAGAACAGAGGCCAGUUCUAGAGACAGGCUGUGAACUGUCCAAUCCUGUCAACACUAGAGACUCAAAGCUGCUUUAUCAGAAGGAGGGCACUGUAAAGCAGCAUGAGCCCCUCUCUUUUCUGCUUGAUAUUAUGCAUCAACAUAAAGAAGGAAACAGCAAACAGAAACUAAAACAGAUGAACAAACAGUGUGUUGAACAAGUGAAAAAGCCUGUUGAAUCCCCCAAAGCAGCUGAGAUUCAAACUAAAACCAGAAACCAAAUAGAAUCCAAAGCAAAAGCAGCAGAGCUCCCACCACUUGCAGAACCUAAAAAGGAUGAGAAGAAAUUAAACAAUAACAACAAAAAACAGUUGAACCAUGUAAAGGAAGAGAAGGCACCCGUAACAAGUGAAUCCCCAUCACCAAGUGAACAGCAGCAAAAUAAUAAGCUAAUACUUGCAGAUUCUCCUCAACCAAAAGGCAAGAACAAGAAAAAUAAGAAGAAAAAAGGGGACAAAGUCAACAAUUCCAUUGAUGAUGUGUUUCUACCCAAAGACAUUGAUCUAGACAGUGUGGAAAUGGAUGAAACAGAACGAGAAGUGGAGUAUUUUAAAAGAUUCUGCUUGGAUUCUGCCAGACAGACAAGGCAGAGACUUUCCAUCAACUGGUCCAAUUUUAGCUUAAAAAAAACCACCUUUGCUGCACAUUGAAAUGACACAAUACAGGGAGGGAACCCUGCAGGAAUCAAUGAAAGACAACUCCACUUACCUGUCCUGCUGUGCUGAGAGCUUCUCUGGUCUUGAGCCAGUGCUGCCUUGCCUUGUCCCCAGUGCUGUGUGGAUCUGCACUGAACCCUUUGGCCUGAUAAUUCUUGCGGACUGAAAAAUUGCCACUUUCUACCUGAAUUUGUUAGCUUGUGUGCUUGUAGUCUGUGAGUGAGACUUACUUGAUUGUAGCUGUAUGCUGUUGGAGUUGGAACAAUAGCUCUUUUCCAGCUCCUUCUGAAUGCCUUGGCCUCAGAGACUUUAAAUUGCUUAGGCUUGGGUGGAGGCCAAAAUACUAGGUUGCAUCAUCUGCAGUGGCUCCUGUCACUUCUGCAUCUUGCUAUGUUUUGUCAUUCUGACUCCUGACAAAGGAAUGGACCUAGUCAGUUGUGCUUUCAUCUGCUCCAGAAUUCUCCUGACAUGACUUCAUGAAAAAAAGGCUCUUACGGGACAAGUAUUCCCUCAGUUCUUUCACAAUCUACUGUUUAAGAGUGUACAAGUUACGCUAUUUGUGUUUUGAUUUUUUUCUUCCUGACUUGUAGCCAGCUUGUGUAAGAAUACUUGCAGAAUGAGAAAAUUUAAAAAAGAACAGUACUCACACUAUCAAAUCUGUUAUAGAGUGUAUAAUUGUAUUAACACUGAAGCCUAACUGGCUACUUUUUUAACAUAUUGUUAAGUAAUAUUAAAAUCAUGUCUUUCUUUUUGAAAGAUGGAAUACAUUAGUAUGGCAGAUGACUUGUGUCUUGCUUUUUUCUGCAUGCGUGGGGAGAGGGAAGAAAGAAACAUACCAGAAAGUUUUGUCAAAUGAAUUUCAGCUUGUGUUGAAAUUGGGCAGUGAAGGCUUAUCAACUUUAAUAUAUUUUCUGUUUGCCAACUAUCUGCUAGAGCAAGAAAGAUGCCUCCUGAUUGCUGAACUAAAUUUUUGUGAAUUACUGUAAUAUUUCUAUUUCAGUGGAUCAUUUGUGAGCAACAAGGUAAUACAGAAAUUUCCAGUUUAAUAGCAGUGCAAUAGUGAAGUAGGCAGGUUCAGUGCUGCUGUCAGGUAAAUGGUUAACAAUAUAGUAGUGGUUUGCAAUUCCAUAGUAUGCCCAGUGAGAAAGAAGAUGGGUGAUUUAGGAGUUUGAACUGUGUAAAGAUAGCACACUUGUAGAGGUUCUCUGAAACUCUGUUCUGAACGGAGACAGCAGAGGCAUUUUACUUCUAGGUGACCAUACCCAAAUUGUAAGGCAGUUGUCUUCUUUUUUUAUCUCUUUUUGUUUGUUUGUUUGUUGUUUUUGUUAAAAAAACAUAUCUUCCACUCAGCAUAUAUUUAAUGCCCUUUCCCAGAACUGUUGCACAGUUUUCUUUUUUCUACUUGUUAACAGAUAUUUUUCUGUGAUCCACCCCCUGGGCUUGGGACUGAAUUGCAAGACACAAUGUCAGUACACUCAGCAUGGGACUUGGGAAGGUUUGAUAGGCAAUUGCUUUCAUGUCCCCUGUGAGGCAUGGAUGUAGCACCACUGAAACAUCUAAGACUUCACAUCCCUGGUUUUUGUUCUGGAACUCCUAUCCCAGUGGGUGCUCCUGGGACAGAAUGUAGUUGCUCAGCUUAUACCCAGCCAUUGUAGGUAAAGGAACCCUUAGUCUCCUCUUGGAGAAGAGAUUUCAAGAACAAUACCUGUCUUCAAAAUACAGUUCAGGAACAUAAAAGGGACAUCUUUUAUUGUUCUUCUUCAGAAAAAAGUUGAGGAAGGGAUUAAUAUCUUAGACUCACAUUUUUUUGUCAAUGGAUUUUUUUUGCUUGUGCUGGAGGAAUAGCAGCUCAAACCUCAAAGGUAAUAUCCAUGCCACCCAGCACCAGUUGUCCCAGCAAAACUAAAAAACUCUGUGCCCUUGAAAACACCUGCAUCAGUGGAAAAGAAUGAACUUUGUUUCUUGGGAAUGUGGAGGCUUGCAUCUGUUGCAGCCUGAGUUAGAUCUUGGUUUUAAAUCUAUAUAUAAAAUGUUACUGAAGAGACUCCUCAUGUGGAGCAGUGGCUGGGGAAGAAAUUGCUGUUAAAACAGCAGAAGCUGGAAGCAUAUGUGAAACCCAGCUUCUCAGACUUUUUCAGUUCUAAACCGUAACACAAGAUGGCAGUGCAUGUCAUCACUUUGGCAAGGAUCUCAACAAACUGGGACCUGGGUUGGGAAAUCUGUUUCAUGUCACAUGGAUGAAUACUGUUGCAGAUCAGACCUUCUCUAGAGUUGGAAUGCUUUGAAAGUACUGAGAUUUUUAAUGGUGCUAGAAAACUCAUAGCAUUUCUUUUCACUAGGAAUUAGAUGAGAGAGUUGGCUUUAUUCUCUACUAGCAAAGCAGUUUAAAGAGUGACACUUGAAUGACUGCUUUUCUUUAUUUUGAGAUCCUGGGUGAAGGCAGCAGAAGUUGUACUUUCUGCAUUUGAGGAAUGUAUGUAUGUAUUUGUAAUAUCCUUCAAAGAUAUUUGCCAUGUGCUCCAUCGUGGUGUAUUGGUACAUGUGAUGUGCUUCCACACUCUAAACAGAAAGCACCAAGAAUGAGUCUCCUUGGAUUUGAUGUGGUGCAGCCUGAGGAGAAGUUAAAGGCAAAUCAUUCUUUUUUAUAAUCAUUUCAUAAUUAAAUGAGGAAAAAUCUCCCAGGCUAAACCAUGUUUGAGGGGAGGUUGUAGCCAGGUGGGAUUUGUCUCUUCUCUCAGGUAACCUGUGACAUGGUAAGAGGUGAUGGCCAUGAGUUGUGCCAGGGGAGGUUUAGGUUCAGGGCUAGGAAAUAUUUAUUUACUGAAAGGGUGUACUGGUCAGACACUGGAACAGGCUGUGAAGGAGAUGGUGAAUUUCCAUUCCUGGAAGUAUUCAAAAAAUCUGUGGAUGUGGCACUUGGGAACAUGGUUUAGUUGUAAUGUGGCAGUGAUUGGAUCAAGGUUGGACUUGAUGAUCUCUGAGGUCUUUUCCAACCAAAGUGACUCCAUGAGUCUGUGGAAAGUACUGGCUUCAAUUCUAUCACUUUGUGGCCUUGGGCAAAUGCAUUAGUUACUGUUACUCCAUUCAUUAAAUGGUUUUAUUAAGGAUUUGCUGAAUUAUAACCUCCUUUCUUAAUGCCUAAAUUAAGUAAGUAGCUAUGUGAAGUCUGUUGAGGUACAACUUACUGGAAGCAUAAAUCAUCCUCAUUUCAAGUUAACUUUGAGUAGAGGAGACCUCUGUAAAUGAUACACCAUGACAGCCAGUUAAGAGUUCUCAUGAGAAUUGAAGGGGAAAGUAGUUCCAAAUUUGAGAGUGUCCUGCUUUGAUAGGUGUAGUGUAACUAAUGCUCCUAUUCCUUACUGACUUGAAAGUGUAUGAAAGAUGGAAUCUAAGUUCUGGAGGUGGCUGGUGACAUAUCUAUUUUGUGCCUGUCUGCUGAUUACCAGAGCUGCUGCUGGAUCUGAGGGUGUGGUGCUGUCAGGCAUUUCCUUAAUGGAAGAGGGCAUAACUGCACAAAAUGUGUCUAUCUUGAACUGUGUUGAUUUUGGAGACUCUAAGACAACUCUUAAACAGGGAUGUCUUAUUUCUGCUUGUCAUUCACUACUGCUGCUUCCUGAGGUAAUGUAACUGAGAGUUCAAAAAUCUUCAGAGUGUCUUUUUGGUGUGGCAUCAGUGGUACCUAAAAAUGUGCAGCUGAGGUUCUGCAUGCUGGCAGCACAGAUCUUACCACAGGCUGAAAAGAGGAUUCAUGUAUUAAAAAUUAAUUCAUAUAAGUGUCUGUUGAGUGUGUAGGCAUUUGUUGUGCUCAGUGCUGUUCAAAAAGGCUUUGCAAGUUGCCUUCAGUUUCAGAGAAAGAUUAGCUUACCUUCACUUUAGCAUGUUGUAUCAUAAUGGAGAAAUAUAAUGGUUACUGGAGUAAAUGUUUACAUUAAAAUUCACAGUUUCACACAUCUCCAGUACAAAUGAAGGUGUGUGACCUGCAAUUGCAGAAGCUAUUCUAAAAAACAACAAAAAAAAAUCUCUGCUUGCUCUGUUGUAACAUACAUCUGAGCAAGAUUAGGUGUGUGGUAUCUUUGUUGUCUUUGGCUCUUUCUGUUUAAAUCUCCAGGAAAUCUGAAGACUCAAGCCUUUGAUAGGGGAAUUCUGUGAAGCGAAGUCACAGAAGUGUUGAUUUGAGAUUCUCCUUUCUUGUUCCUGCCCACCAGAAAAGACCUCUAAGAAGAAAUCCAGUUUUCCAGAUUUUCAAUGCCUUCCUAAUGGCCAGCAGCAUGUCUGUCAGCUGUUACCCUGUUUGUCACUUUGUUAAUCAUAAAAAUACUGUAUUUUGGACUGUUGCUACGAGUACCUGAUAUGCCUUUUUGAGCACUAAUUACACUUGUGCAACAGGAGUGUCAUCGCUGCGUGCCUUGGAACGUUUCAGGCGUAGGAGGCAAGGGCUUGAAAGGAUUAGACACUGGCAAUCAAUUUUGGUAGUGCCUUGGACUAGGACCUGCUGAACUGUAUGAUGCAUGCAGAUAGAAUAAACAUGGAAGAGAAGGCUUAAAAAGUUGAAGUCAUUUCCAUACAAAGGAGGAUUAUUGAUGAGAAUCUGAACUGUGGUAAAGAUGUCUCCAGGCUGACACUGGUGUCCCACAUUGAUGUACAGCUGGAACAGCCAUCAGGACUUCUGGAACAACAGAACAAUGAUCCAACUUAAACUGAAGCCUCAACAGCCAUUAGCAAAGUACACCAAAAUCCAGGUGUUUGUGCCCUGCAGUAGCACUUCUGACACUGUCCUGUUAUGAAGCUCUUUUUUUUAAACAUCCCUCCUGAAGAGAAGCAUUGCCCUGCACUCAGAGGCCAGGGGGAAUCCCAGAGCAAAAAAAAAAGACAUUUUGCCAGAUGUUGACACAUUUCUGCUGUGGACGCUAAUUUGCGUUGAAGCUGCUGCUGAUUCAACUUCUGCACUUCCUAAACAGAGCGGGGAGGGGAAGUUAUUUAAAAGCAAAAUAAAGUCAAGAGCCAAAAUAUUAGACUGA